Molecule: messenger RNA, 2032 nt
Organism: Mytilus trossulus (common blue mussel)
Lineage: Eukaryota; Metazoa; Mollusca; Bivalvia; Mytilida; Mytilidae
Product: neuronal acetylcholine receptor subunit alpha-10-like
Exons: 7
Coding region: 289-1785 (498 amino acids)
Biological process (GO): regulation of membrane potential; signal transduction; chemical synaptic transmission
Cellular component (GO): neuron projection; plasma membrane; synapse
Molecular function (GO): transmembrane signaling receptor activity; acetylcholine-gated monoatomic cation-selective channel activity
Source: RefSeq, a predicted model, not a curated record
UCAUUUUUCAGCUGUUACCCAACUAAUGACCAAAGUAAAUAAUCAAUUCUUACAACAAAAUUGAUUUUAAUGUGUUAAAAACAUUAGAGUUUAUGAUGACAUGACCGACCAGAUUAUUACUUAAUUAACUAAAAGGAAACAGUCGUAGUGAAUACACAAUGUAUUAUCUAUCUAGCAAUGUUACAUUUAUUGUUACAAGAGGAUAAUUUUUUACUUCGGCUGAAUUGUAACGAAUGCUAGGAGGAAUCUAACAGGAUCUAUACAUUUGGAGUAUUAUGUCUGUAGAAAAUGAGAUGUGACGAAGCCUUUUCUAUAGUUUUUGUGCUGUUAUUACUACAGAAAUUAGUUCAUUCAGUAAUCCAAGGACAAAAUUUCACAAAUGAACAAAGAUUAUUCAUGACAGAUGAACAACGAUUAUUAUCUGUUUUGAUGAAACAUUACAGCAGCGAGACCAGACCUGUAUUCAAUGCGUCACAUCCGGUUGUGGUGCGAUUGGGAAUAACAUUAACUCAGCUGUUUGAUGUUGAUGAAAAAAAUCAAGUAUUAGUUCUGAACAUAUGGCUUGAUCAGGAAUGGAAAGAUGAAAAGCUACUUUGGGAUCCAGCUGAUUAUAACGGGCUAGAGUUGCUCCGAAUACCUUGUACGAAACUAUGGAGACCUGAUAUCAUACUCUAUAACAGUGCCAAUGACUACACAAACAAAUAUAUGGAAUCUUUAGCAAUGGUCAGUAAUGAUGGAAACGUUUUCUGGCCUCCUAUAGUCAAAUUUCGUAGCACUUGCCAAAUGGAUAUAACCUAUUUUCCAUUUGAUGACCAAAUAUGCAAGUUAAAGAUGGGUUCUUGGUUGUAUGAUGGAUUCCAAGUUGAUGUUACAAACAGAUCUGUGGAUAUAGAUUUGUCUAACUAUGUAGAAAAUGGGGAAUGGAAGUUAAUUGACACAAAAGCUAUUCGAAACGUAGUUGUCUAUCCAUGUUGUCCGACACCGUUCCCCGAUGUUACGUUUCAUAUUCAUAUUCGUCGCAGGACCACGUACUAUAUGUACAAUGUGAUUAUUCCAUCAGCCAUGUUAGCGUCCUUGACAUUACUUGGAUUUUGGCUUCGUCCAGAUAGCGGAGAGAAGAUAACCCUAGGGUUAACCGUAUUGCUCUCGCUCUCCGUGUUUAUGUUACUUAUUGCUGAGAAUACUCCGGCCACAUCAUUCUAUGUCCCAUUACUUGGAAUUUAUCUGAUCACCGCCAUGUCCUUUACUUCUUGUUCUAUCAUUUUUUCCGUCCUUGUAUCAAAUAUUUAUAUGAAGGGAAUGCAUGAUCCAGUGCCGCUUCCAUAUUGUUUUAAAAGGGUUGUGACAUUUCUAUCAAAAGCAAUGUGCAUGACACUAUAUCAUAUACCAUAUCAGCCAAAACCGUCACAGACUCAUUUAGUUGAAACUGUUUAUACAGGAAAUGGAAGUUUCCGAAAAUUACCGAUGGUUAACGGAACUACCCGAGUCUGUGAUAGCAUACUUUUCGUUAAAGGUGAAAACGAAGUAAAUAACUCAAAUCAGCCAAAUCCAUAUAACACUUCACAGGAAAAUACUGAGAAAUUUCAAGAAUUAGUAUUACAAACAUUACAAAACCUGAUAGAUAGAGAGGAAGAAAAAGACCGAGAAACAAAUUUACGGAAUCAAUGGCAAGAAGCAGGGACAGUUCUCGACAGAUUCAUGUUUUGGUUGUUUUUCACUGGCACCCUGACUGGUACUUUAUAUCUCCUUAUUUUCUUGCCGAUGAGAAAGGAGGUUCAUUUAUGAGUAUUGCUAGCAUGUUGCUUGAUAAAUUUUCGAUGAUAUUCUAAGAGACAAGCAUAUUGUUUGUGUCUUUUAACAUUGAAAUAUAUGUUGAUAAACGAUUUGAUGCUGCCUGCGUGUUAGAAGCGAAGAAAUAAGCAUGUUUUUGAACGGUGCUGAAUAGCGUACAAGCAUUGCGUAAAUCACCAUGCAUAUAAUUGAAUAAACGAAAAAUGGAAAAUGUGUUAAUAAUUAUUGUCUUAAUGUAUUU